AUGGCCAUGAGGGAGCUGGUGGUGGUGGCACUGGUGACUCUCGUUGCUGCGAGUGGGGCAGAGCUGAACAAAGGGAAUGGCCUGAGAAGGCCGGUGUGUGGAGACAUGGUCAAGUUGCAGGCCUGCCCCCUCCUGUACUUGCCUGUCUGUGGGACCGAUGGGAACACCUACGCCAAUGAAUGCCAGCUCUGUGUGCAGCAAAUGAAAACCAGGCAAGACAUCCAUAUUUUGACAGAUGGGGAGUGUCAAGAUAUCUGA
Messenger RNA from Leptosomus discolor (cuckoo roller), 258 nucleotides. It is a transcript of the gene SPINK4, whose product is annotated as serine peptidase inhibitor Kazal type 4. NCBI's taxonomy places the organism in Eukaryota, Metazoa, Chordata, Aves, Leptosomiformes, Leptosomidae. The record is from RefSeq and is a predicted model, not a curated record. Gene Ontology annotation, molecular function: serine-type endopeptidase inhibitor activity; protein binding.